Messenger RNA from Vespa mandarinia (Asian giant hornet), 5124 nucleotides. RefSeq lists its product as uncharacterized. Gene Ontology annotation, biological process: nucleoside metabolic process. The record is from RefSeq and is a predicted model, not a curated record. Gene Ontology annotation, molecular function: catalytic activity. Lineage: Eukaryota; Metazoa; Arthropoda; Insecta; Hymenoptera; Vespidae.
ACCAUGAGCGAAUGAUCAGAUUUAAAUAAAAAUAUGGCGUUGGGCGGUGACAUGUGUCAUUAUUUGGAUCAGUAGUUCUUUAAUUAUAUGAUACAAUGUUUCAUUUACUGAAAUGUUAUUAUAAGAAAAUUGAAAAUUUUAUCAUAUCAAGUUUUCAAAAAACGUAACCUAAAGUGUAUACAUAAGUCAAUAUAAAUUAUAGAUAUCAGUACCGUUUUUAACCUUAAUAUAGAUUUUAAUAUAAGACUAUUAUACUUUCAUAUUGAUGAUACCUAAAAAAUUUUGUGCGGUUACCAUAGCGAGUUAUUAGAAGAGAUAGAGAGAGAGAGAGAGAGAGAGGUUAUGUCGACAUUUCAUCUUGACAAGCGCAACUGCUCAGCUGCGUUGAGAAGUAGAAUAUAAAAAAAGUCGCAAAAAGGUUGCGAGCAGUCAGUAAUCAUUCGGCUCUCGAUUGAGCAGGUAGUACGUAGAAGGAUCUUAUCAAUUUUUUCGAAGUGAACACAUUUCACUUUUGCUAUCUUUCUGAUUUGUUCAGAAAAUCAUUUUACAAUUUCGAAAAUAAAGAUACGAAAGAAGAGAGCAAAUAUGGACGACAAAAGAAUUGAGCAUAUUGUAAUGACACCAAAAUGCAAAACUGGAAAUUCAACAACUUUGAUUAUAGAAAGACAGGCUUUAGAACCUCCCACAGAAAAUGGAAAUGAUAAUGUACAUGUGGCUGGUGGAGAUCACAAAGGAAUAGUUAUCAAUAAACAAGCUAUUAAUGUGACAAAUGGGGAAGUAUUACCACCUCAUCUGUGUCUUCAAUUUAGAGUAUUUUUAGUAAGUACACAAACUGGGAAACAUACACAAGAGUCUAGAACACUUGAUUUUUGGUUUUGCGACACUUGUUCAGAAACUGAACAGCCCACUGUUGCACAAGAAUUUUUCAGAGAACUGGUUGCACCACAAGAAUUUCCAAGAGAUUAUGUGGGAUUUAUAAAAAAAAUAAUGAAACUAAUGCAACACAAGUACUCUAGUAUUAAAAAAUUAGAAGUUGAACUGAAACAACUUGAAGAACCAGUUUCGCUUCCGACUAGACCAUCUCGCACCGGUUACUUACUCAUCACACUUCCUUCGUCUAAGAAAAUUAUUUGGAGAACAGUAUCUACAGAUGAAGCUGUUAUGGAUCAAAUAGUGGAGCUCACUAUAGAAAAGGUGUUGGAACUUAUUGAAUCUGCUUAUCCAAACCCAGUUACUGUGAUUGAUAUAGCAAAAGAACAUGGUUGGGAAGUAUCUGCAGUUGAAGCCAAAAUGAAGGAAUUACAGGAAAAAGGUGUUGUAAAAGCAAUGGAACAUGGAGCCUUCACUAGAGUAGUACAUCAAGAUACUCAAGUUCAGGUUGUUAAACAAAUGCCUACAAUAGCCAGUUCUAAGCAGCCAACAAUAGCAAUUAUCACGGCACAGUAUUGCGAAAAGCUUGCAGUAGAUUCUAUGAUCGAAAAUAAAGAAACAUUUGUUCGAUACACGACUGUAGGUACAUCAACAUCGCCAGAUAUGACAGACGGAGUACCGCGCGUGAUUUGCCGUUUUGGAGAAUCAAACGUGUAUACAUUGGGUAACAUCGGUGCUCAUAGGAUUGUUUGCACAAAACUGCCAACCGUGGGUCAUACUCGAGAAGCUAUGACCGCAGCAGGGAAUACUACGACUAGACUAUUAGGUACUUUUCAAAAGGUUGAUUUCGUGUUCCUGGUGGGUGUUGGCGGAGGUGUACCGCAUUAUACGGAUUACAACAAGCACGUGAGGCUCGGCGAUGUGGUUGUUUCACACCCAACUCUGAUCAAUAAAAAAUAUGUAUACGUAUACUGCGAGAGUGCGAAGAUGAACGAAAAUGGUAACUAUCAUUUCGAGACCAAAGAAUACUGUCCACCUAAUCUAGGUCUUCAAGAGAUAGCCGUUAAUCUUAAACAACAGUCGGAGAACGAGAUAAGUCCUCCUUGGCAAGAGUAUCUGAAGGAAGGUAUAGAAAGUUUAGGUAAUCAAGCGGAGCACGAUUUCAAAGCACCACCCCCUGAAUCUGAUAAAUUGUACAUGGCUAUUGGAGACAGAGACGUCAUCGAAGUUGCUCAUCCUAUUGCUCCUCAGGAUACGACGAACAAGAGAAUGGAGGGUUGUCCUCGAAUCCACUUAGCACCAAUCGCUUCGGGUCGACAAAUUGCACGAGACGAUCAACUCAGGCAAAAAUUUGCCACUCGGUUUGGUGCUCUUGCUUUCGAUGCUGAAAUGGACGCCGUCGUUGAAAGUAUCCUUGGAAAUUGUAGAGAGAAUUUCGCAGUGAUACGAGGUAUCUCCGAUUACAAGGACGGUUCUCGUAUCAAGGAGUGGCAACCUUAUGCGUCUUUGGCAGCUGCGAGUGUUAUGAAAGCUGUUAUUUGCGCUAUGGAUCCACCAACCAAUGUUUAAUCUUCAUUGCUUUCCUGUUCCUUAAGUGGAUCGUUACCCGAAUUACUUAAUACGUCAUGUAUCGCAUUAAAAUGCGAUAUGGACCAAAUCUUUUCAUAAUCGAACGUCAGGUAACUUCGUUGACUAUAAAAUUGAUCGGCACAAAGUGCAUAAUAAUCGGCGAAUACUUUUGUUCGUCAUUUUUCACGGAUAUAGAAAUCUUACUAUAUACGUAGAAAUUGUUAUAAACGGGCCACCGGCAAUUUCAUUUUCUACUUUUAUUUCCGUUUCUAUUCGUCGAUUUUUUAUGAUAUAAUAGGUUUACACGAGGUGAUUUCCGAUAUAAAAAAAUAUAUGACGUAGACGUUCGAUAGGUACAAUGAGAUCGUAAACCAUUUUUGGUUGCUGGUCAACCGUGCAAUAAAACGAUUGAAAGAUACGCGUAAUUAUCGCCUUUCAAAAUGAUUUUUUUAUGUAUUUUACAAAGAGAUAAUGUUUCUACUGGAAAGUGCCAUUUUUUCAGAUAUCAUUUUUCUGAUAAGAAAUCAACUUCCAAUUCGAUUUUAUAUCACAACUUUUUCUGCACAAAUAUCGUUCGGGAUAUUCGAACGUGGUAAUUAUACUGACAAUAACGGUUGAUCUUAUACAAACGAGAUCUUCCUUGUAGUUUUCCAAUUAAUUUUAUCUACUUAGCUUCGUUUAUCAUUAUUACUUAUGCGCGAAUGCCCAUGCCAAUAGAUCGAAAAUGUACCGUUCAUGUCAGUCGAAAAGUUUAUAUCAAUGUGAACGUCGAACAAAUUUAUACCGAUAUUGAUUUUAAUUAUUUCAUAGAAACAGUGCCAUUGCUACUGUCCGACAUUAUAGAAUCCUUUUUACCUAAAGUGAUUAUCUAAGUUAGAUCUGCAUUUAGAAGUGGUUCCUUGGAUAUCUUUUCAAUAUUAAACUCUUAAUAGAUCGAUUUCAUGAUUUAUGAAUAGAACGUAGAGGAAGAAAGUAUUAAAUGUUAGGACUGAAAGGAAACGAGAAUAAAACUCGACUAUUUCACGGAGUAUUUUCGCUGUCGUACUUUCCAUCGUAAUAUAGGUAUCAAUCUCAACUUGAAUUUACUCGAUGAACGUAGCUAGGUUUAGAUGUGAUAGUCGCUAUAAAGAAAAAGUACGUUGCCAUCGUUUGGCGAUAUUUCUCAAAAUCCAAUCAAAUUAAUCGUUACAAUAUUAGGUACAUCUAUGAUCAUUACAUAUUUACCAGAGUAUAUUGAUGUUUUAAAAAGAUCACAUUUUAUUCAGGAAGCUGCAAGAGUGUUAAAGAUUACCUAACAUAUAUGGAUACUUUUAUAUUGAUUUACUAUUGUCGAAAAAAGAAUCGAUCGGGGAUAAAAUCGAUGUCUUCUCAGAUGAGUGUUCUUAAGAACUUCGAGAAUAUUGAUAAGCGUGCCAAUGUGUUCAUACGUACGAAGUAAAAAAUACUAUCUUUGAACAAAUUACAAAAUUUGAAUUACACGAACAUAUCGUUUUUUCCAAAAGCAUAUACGUUUCAUCCAACGUUUAGUAACAAUUCCGAUCAAACUUUAUCGAAUCCUUCCAUUACAACACUUCCUAGCAUUGCUAAUGCUUUAUAUUCUAAAGCACAGGGUAGUAAGUAAGAACUAAAUUAUAUUGUAUAUCUAUACAAAGAUUACACUUAUAUACAAAUGGGAAUAAAACGUAGGAAAGUACUAGGUGUGUAUAUAUAUAUAUAUAUAUAUAUAUAUAUAUAUAUAUAUAUAUAUAUAUAUAUAUAUAAUAUCUAUUGUGUUAGUAGUGCAAGUCAAACAUUUUAAUAGACAAAUACGCAUGAUUUAUUACCGAGAGUGAAAGUAUUUAUCAUUUAUAAAGUCUUUUAACUUAUAAGUGAUUAUCAUAUUUAUUUAUUUAUUUAUUAACAUGACAUAACGUUAUUGAUUAUUAAAAGUUAUUUUCUUUCUCUUUAAAUUGUAUCCGAUAAACAAAGCGAUCUAUUAUAUCUAUCGCUGGCACAAUAUCAAAAUGAUAGAAACAAUGUUUCUAAGGGUAAAAAAAGUGGACCGAAAAGACGAUGAAAAGUCACUUGUUGUGUAGGAGUACAAUAUUCAAAUUCUAUGAGCUAUAGAGAGGGAGAGAAAGAUAGCGAGAGAGAGAAGGAGAGAGAAAGAGAGAAUCAACUUAUACAUUAUAAUGAUAUAAAAUGAUAUAGUAUAUAUAUAUAUAUGAAUGAUAUAAUAUAUAUAUAUAUAGACGAGUUAUAUAUUAUAGAGUAAUGAAUUCGAUUUACCUGAUGAAAGAUUCCUAUGUAUGGCCUAACUUUAAUUUUAUGAUUAAAAUAUUUCUUUUUCUUGCGUUAUUGCAUUAAUAGGAAGUCUGACAUAUAUAUUUAUUCAUAUAAAAAUCAAUUAUGGCGAUACACAGUGGUAUAUUAUAAAAUAUGAGAAGGUCUUGUAAACGUUUUGCGUUUCUCAUUGCUUUGGUAGAAGUUACUUUCAUGCAUUUAUAACCGCGUAAGUUUUUACGACAAAGAAUAAUAUAAAAAGCUUUGCGUUUCCAACUGCGCAGUGUAUUUGCAUUCUUUCUUAUAACGCGCUUUCAACGCUAGUCGCACUAUUGUGUUUCUUUAUUCGUUCACAUAUAAUAAGUUAAUAUUUUAAUAUUACAGAGUAAUAAGAAAUUCCUGGGUGAGGUUUAGUAAUAAGAU